Molecule: messenger RNA, 1542 nt
Organism: Mucor mucedo
Lineage: Eukaryota; Fungi; Mucoromycota; Mucoromycetes; Mucorales; Mucoraceae
Exons: 4
Coding region: 1-1542 (513 amino acids)
Source: RefSeq, a predicted model, not a curated record
AUGACUGAGCUUGGCCUUAACUUGGACAGUGACUCCAUGGCUCUCCAACCUUCUAUGCAAAAACUUUUCGUUGACAAGUUGUUUUUGCCUGCUUGUAAGGUCGUUCUCCCGGAGAGCGUUUAUAACCGCUGUGGAGGAUCUUAUGCUGAGUCUGUCUCCCGUGGGUUGUUUAAGUCACGCGCCAAUAAUUCAAUUCCUUCAAACUCUUUGUCCGCUGUGGUGGCAAUAAUGCGUGAGUUGGUCCGUGAGGACCAAUCCUUGGCCAUGUUCCGCCAUUUUCGGUUCAAAAUGACAUCUUUCGGGUUCAAGGCGCCUUUUGAUGGUGACAAUUAUUCCGAUAUACUGCCGAACAUGUUGGAUUGGAGUAGAUUAAGUCCCAACAAGGUCAAAGUCGACGUUGGGGUGAACUUUUUUGUUCGUGGUGCCGGGCCACUUGGUCCACUUAAAUUGGUAACUUUCCUGAAGGAGGAGUUCGUAACGUUUGCUGGGGAGCUGGUGGGUGGAGACACGACGGUGUCAAAGCCUAUGGACAUGGGUCUUGGUCGGUUCAGAGGCCUAGAAGGCAAAAAUAAAUCCCCUGGUGUUGGUGAGGCCUCAAAGGUCAUUUUUUACAAUGACAUCAAGGCACCCUUUUCCAUGCAGGAACCUGGGUUUAAUGGCUCUGUUGCGGAUGAGUGGUCUCCGGCAAAGACUCGAAGUACCGUUUCUCACACGGAUGGACAUUAUAUGUCUAAGAGAAAACGGUAUCAGAGUCGAAUGUCGGAGCACCACUCCACCCAAUUUACCAUGCGCUUGGAGGUUCGCGUUGUGGCUGGCGACGUUGGUUUUGGUCUUUUGGCCAGCUUGGAAGGCAAAAUUCGUGCAUUGUAUGACAUGGGUGCCUUUGUUCACGUGCAAAACGUUGCAUACUUUGCCUACGCUGACCACAUUUUGCGGUACACGUAUCAAGUAAUUACGUCCAAUUGUGAUAGUCUGCAACUGCAUGAUGUUUCUGGUCUGGCCUUGGCCGUUUUUUUCAUGAACAGUCUGUUCCACCCUGGGAACGCUUCUUCCACGUGCUCCAAGAACUUUGUGAAAGAUUACCGUUGUAGCCAGAACCGUCUGUGCUUCCUGCCAGGAUCUUUUUCGUUUGAUAACAAUCGUAUUAAAUUUAACCAUUCGUUUGACCUGACCAGAAUGAGAAAGAUGUUUCCUGGUAACAAAAUUAUACGCACUAUGACCAUAGAUGGUGACCGCGUUCUGGACGACUUGGAAAGAAUGGCUGCCGCGGAGGAUGUGAAUCCCGCCGAAAUCAAUUCUAUGCAUGAAAUGGCACUUAACAACACGCUGUACUUAAAUAUUGAUAUCAGUUGGAGAUCCCUUCGACAUUUCCAUUGUGUCCUCCUGGCGGCAUCGGUGUAUAUUCUCGAAUAUGUGCCGAUGUCGUGCCCUACCAAGAUGUUCCGUCGUACAUCGCCAACAACCAUCGCAUCGAGAAAAGUAUCUUGGUUCUUAGAACCAAAGGACGUUUCGGUACUACGCUUGGUUUAUCCUUCAUUUUGA